Tachysurus fulvidraco (yellow catfish) is the source of this 1406-nucleotide messenger RNA. It is a transcript of the gene adob, whose product is annotated as 2-aminoethanethiol (cysteamine) dioxygenase b. The transcript has a single exon. Gene Ontology annotation, molecular function: oxidoreductase activity, acting on single donors with incorporation of molecular oxygen, incorporation of two atoms of oxygen. The coding region runs from base 271 to 1032 and encodes 253 amino acids. The record is from RefSeq and is a predicted model, not a curated record. Gene Ontology annotation, cellular component: mitochondrion. Lineage: Eukaryota; Metazoa; Chordata; Actinopteri; Siluriformes; Bagridae.
CGUCAUUGCGGACGUGUAGAUCAGAUCUCUGUAUAUGGGGCUAUCGCGCUGAUGACGAACGGUUUGGCUUGCGUGUUGUACGUGACUUGAAGUAAUGUGUAUUCGGUAAAUUGUUGAUUUUUUUGUUUGAUCAUUCAGGGAAGUCGGUUAAUGUGCGUUUUUGGAGUUGCGAGGUUUCCUGAUGCGAUUUGAAUGCCAUAAGCCAUAAGGCUCGAGCUUGAAUUUGAGUCACUAACUAACGUCCAAAACAAGUGGAUUUGGUCUCCAUAUAUGAUGCCACAGGAUAACAUGAACUCCCUGAUUCAGAGACUUGCUCGCCAGGCGCUCGCGACCUUCCGCCACCAGGCCAGUGAGGAGAGCAAGGCAUUUGUGGAGAACCACAGCAAGCUGAGGAACCUGCUGGCGGAGGUCAGGACGGCGGAUCUGAAGAUUGUGCCUCGGUGUAUAGAGAGCACCUCUGUGCCUCCGCAGCUCUUCGGUCCGCCUGUCACCUACAUGCACAUUUGCGAGACUGACUCCUUCAGCAUGGGGGUGUUUCUGUUAAAGCACGGCUCCUCGAUCCCGCUGCAUGACCACCCAAACAUGUACGGCUUGCUAAAAGUGCUCUACGGCAAGGUCAGGGUUAGUUGUUACGACAGGUUGGACUCCUCACCCGACAGCGCAAGCGGGAGACAGUUUAAUCCUCCACUGCUCCCCUUCCAGAAAAGCGCCAUGCGGCCGUCCGUGCGUCGGUCUGUAGGGGAGUACACAGAGGAAAGCCCCCCGUGUGUCUUAUACCCACAAAGGGACAACCUGCAUCAGAUCGAGGCCGUGGACGGACCCACUGCCUUCCUUGAUAUUCUGGCCCCACCUUACGACCCAGACGACGGCAGAGACUGCCACUACUAUAAAGUUCUGCAGCAGAAUCCUGAAGGUGCAGAAAGAAAGGAUGGUGGCCAGGACCAGACAGAUUUAUGGCUAGUGGAGAUCCCUCAGCCUAGUGAUUUCUGGUGUGGUGCUGAACCUUACCCUGGGCCAAAAGUUAUCCUUUAAACGAACUGCCACCUCCACUGAAGGAAUACUGAAGGAUUAGGCACUGUAGAUCUACGGAAGCCUGACUUCUGUUUUUCCUCCUGUACUGUAUUGUCCUGACAGCAAGCUGGACUCUGCAAACAACCACAACAAUUUUUGACCUCUCCUGGACCUGUUGCUAUGUCUCAAUUUUACAGUUGUAUCAUGGCCUGUCUAGCUAAGACUGCCUUGUGUGUUGACUAUUUCCAAGCAAAAUGCUCUUUGAUUUACUCUAUUUUAGCCUCUUAUUUGAAUAAGUACAUAUUCAACACAUAAUAGGCCUGUUUCUUGUAUAUAGUGUGUGGUGGAAAAGACAUUUAAAUUUAAUCUGUAAUAAAUUAACAAAUCUUUCUAAA